This is a messenger RNA of Coprinopsis cinerea okayama7#130, 3354 nucleotides long. RefSeq names its product p-glycoprotein. Gene Ontology annotation, molecular function: ATP binding; ABC-type transporter activity; ATP hydrolysis activity. Bases 1 to 3354 code for a protein of 1117 amino acids. The record is from RefSeq and is a predicted model, not a curated record. Gene Ontology annotation, biological process: transmembrane transport. The transcript is spliced from 2 exons. Gene Ontology annotation, cellular component: membrane. Lineage: Eukaryota; Fungi; Basidiomycota; Agaricomycetes; Agaricales; Psathyrellaceae.
AUGAAGCACUGGAGGCGUAACAAGACGACGAUCGUCAUCACGCACGAUUUGUCACAAAUACAGAAGGAUGAUUUUGUGUAUGUGGUGAAGGGGGGACGGGUGGUUGAGCAGGGGUAUAGAGGGGAUUUGGAGAGGGGGUAUGAGCCUGGCGUGGGAGUUGCGUUGGGAGGCGAGUCUGGGUACGACGUGGGGUUGGUGGAUGGGGGAGAAGGAGAGGAUGCAGAUGCAGAUGGACGAGGCGAGUUUAAGAAGAUGAUGCAAGCGCAAGAACUCAUGGGUGGGUGUCUACCCGAGAAGGAGCUCUCGCCCUCCUCGGACGAUGAAGCUGCUGCUGCUUUGUUCUCCGACGACGAGGAGGAUGGGGAGUAUGGUCCCGGUGGAGAGGAGGAUGAGGAUGAGGGGAUUGUGAUGGGGAAGGAUCGGACGGGUACGAUGAAGCAUCAGAGUUUGAUUCGUCCGCUGACGUUGGGGAAUUGGAUGUUUGAUGUUGUUGCUGAGCUUGUUGGUGGUCAGCAACAUGUCAGUGGGAAUGGAAACGCUGCCGUGGGUCAUGCGGCGGCUGCGAGUUCGAGUUCGCAGUUCUUGCACCCCCACUGGCAUUCUUCGAGCGGUUCGCGUGCGGCUUCGCCGAGGAAUUCGACGCAGUUGGGCAACCAUAACCGGUCCUCUUCGCAGCUCUUCCCUCAUCCGCAUCCGCAUAAUCGCUCCUCGGGUCAGCUUUUUAACUAUAUUCGAUCCUCGACGCAGCUUUAUUCGUCGGCGUACCACCGGCACCAGUCUUCGUAUCCUUAUCCCUACCCCUACGGCCCGUCGUUCUACUCGCAUCAUAAAGAGUCUUCGAAGGAUAAGGGAAAGGAUGGGAAGAACCCUGUUGGAGGAGCGCCGAGGAAGAGGAGGCCGAGUAGUGCGUUUGUGGAGCCUGUUACGCCUGUUGUUGAGGAGUCUACUCAUUACGCCGGUGGGGGUGGUGGUGGUUCUGUGGCUGUGGCUGGAGGUGCGCCAGGAGGAGGAGUGGGAGGAGGGCAGGGUGGUGGUGGUGGUGGUGUGUCACCGAGGAAGGGCAAGAGGUUUAGUCUGCCGUUCGUCCCUUCUACGCCGACGAGUACGUCUUUUGGGUCUGCUGCGUCGAGGAUGGGGAAGGGUGCUGGUGCUGCGCGUGGGGCUGAGGAGGAUGGUCGACGCCGGGAUCAAGAACAUAUGGAUGGCGUGGAUGAGGACGAGGUGGACGAAGAGGAGGAAGUGUUUGAGAAGGAGAAGGAGGCUGUUAAGAAGAGUGGGGGUGUUGCGAGGAGUGGGAGGGAGAGGGAGCGUGUUAGGCCGAAGGGUCUUGCGAGGAGUGCUACGCACCUCUCUGGAGUUGAGGACAAGGCGGAGGAGGUGCAGGUGAAGAAGGGGCGGAAGGCGCUGGUUGAUCGAUUGAGAAGGCGGAGGAGGGAUGGUGCUCCUCAUUCCGAGAAACCGCAGGGUGAAGAGGGUGAGGACGCACCCUUUGAAGAACAACCUCCACCCUUCUGGGCUCUCAUCCGCAAAGUCAUCCCCUCGAUCCCGAACAAGGCUCUCCUCUUCUUCGGUCUUCUGGUCUGCAUCCUCUCAGGCGCGAUGACGCCCACUUUCUCCUUCCUCCUCUCCCGCCUCCUCUUCGAAGUGAGCAUCGGCGCUCAAAACGUUGGGAUCAUCAACACCUUUGGCGGGAUCGUCCUCGGCAUCGCGGCGCUCGAUGGUCUGUUCCUCGGUAUCAAGUACUUUGUGAUGGAGGUGUGCGGUGUAGCUUGGGUCACCGAGUUGCGCAAACGGGCGUACUCGAACCUCCUCAAACAGGAUCUCGCCUUCUUCGAUUACCGACCUAAGCAUUCGCCUGCCAAGUUAGUACAGGUGGUUGUGAAGGAUGCGGAGGAUUCGAGGAAUUUGGUGGCGGUUGUGGUGGGGCAGUGUGUGGUUGUUGUUACGAUGUUGAGUGUGGGGUUGAUUUGGGCGUUGGUGAUUGGGUGGGAGUUGACGCUUGUGGGUGUGGCUGUUGCGCCUGUGUUUGCGACGAUCAUGUCUGUGCAGACUACGCUCGUUGGACGCUGCGAGGUGCGGAACAAGCGUGCGCGUGAAGCGUUGGCCAAGGCGUAUUACGAUGGUAUCACCAAUAUCCGGGGCAUCCGUGCGCUCUCCCUCCACCGUCAUUUUGAGAUGGAGUUUGAGAAGGGUGUGGAGGUUGCCCUGAAGACGGGUGUGCGUGGUGCGUUUGUGGAGGGGUGCACGUAUGGUGUGGCGAGCGGGCUCAUUUAUUUGGCCGAGGCGUUGUUGUUUUAUGUUGGUGCGGUUUUGAUUGUGAAGGAGAGGUAUGAUUAUUUGCAGAUGGUGGAGGUUUUGAAUUUGGUCGUUUUUACGGUGACGAUUGGGAGUCAGUUGAUGGCGUUUACUGAGAAGAUUGCAAAGUCUGUUCAGGCUACUGCGGAUCUGUACACGCUUGUGGACCUAUCGACGUCGACGACUGCUGAAUCACGCGGGUUCCUCAAGCCGGCGCCUCUAACGGGUGCCAUCGACCUCCGCAACGUCACUUUUGCCUACCCUUCGAGACCGGAUCAGCCUGUCCUCCGCAACCUCAACCUCUCCAUCCGCCCCGGCGAAUGCGUCGCCCUCGUCGGCGCCUCUGGGUGCGGCAAAUCCACGAUCGCGGCCCUCCUUCAACGGCUCUACCAGCCCUCGUCCGGGUCCAUCCUCCUCGGCGGGUACGACACGCAGGAUAUGGACAUCACGCACCUCCGCUCGCACCUCUCCGUCGUGUCGCAGCACCCGCACCUCUUUGAUGCGAGCGUGCACGAGAAUAUUGCGUAUGGUGGGGAGGGGAUUAGUAUGGAGGAUGUGGAGCGUGCUGCGCGGAGGGCUGGUGCGCACGAGUUUGUGAGUGGGAUGGAGAAGGGGUAUGAGACGUUCCUUGGGGAGGGGGGUGGGCUGGUUAGUGGUGGGCAGGCGCAGAGGAUCCAGAUUGCGAGGGCGCUGGCGAGGAUGGAGAAGAACACGCAGGUGCAGAGGGGGGAGGGAGGUGUGCUGGUUCUGGAUGAGUGUACCAGCGCUUUGGAUCCGGAGAACCAGGCGUUGGUUAUGGAUACUAUUCGGGAUCUUGUGUCGUCUUCGCGGUCUGGUGCUGGUACGGCUUUGGAGUACCCCCACUGUGAUGGUGAAGAGACGCCCAAGAUGACGACUGUGAUGGUGACACACAAGGUUCAGGUUAUGCAGAUGUGUGAUCGGAUUGUUGUGAUUGGGGAUGGGGAGGUGAAGGAGGAGGGGACGUUUGAUGAGUUGGUGAGGAGGAAGGGGGUGUUUGCUAGUUUGGCGAGUGGGGGUGAGUGGGUUAGUGGGGAGUAG